AGCAACAUACGUGGAGACUGGACAUCCUUUCAAACCAACCACCACCACCACCACCACCACCAAGACCACCACCACCACCACCACCAGUCACCCCUACACACCCACAGCUCCCACUCUCGUCUCUCACUCAAGACCUCCAGUUUGCCGUCGGCCUUUGGAGAGGGAGGUUGUGCUGCUCUUCGCUCCGGCCUCAUGGGGUCAUACGGCGGCGGCGGCGAUGCGAGCGGGGGCGGGUGUUGCAGUAUUAACUUCCUCAAAUACGUGUUGUUUAUCUUCAACUUCAUCUUUCUGGUGGGCGGUAUCGCAGUGCUGGCCGUGGCUUCUUGGACCAUAGCAGAGAAACACACCUAUGUAGCAGUCCUCACCACAUCCACAUACGCCACCACUGGGUACCUACUGCUCCUCGCCGGCCUCCUCUGUCUGCCCGCCGCCCUGCUUGCCUGCUGCGCCAUUCAUAAGGAAAAUAAAUGCAAUCUGCUGGCGUACACGUUCCUGCUGCUGGUGGUGUUCCUGCUAGAGGCGGCAGCAGGAGUGGUGGCUUAUGUCUACGAGGAGCAAGUGAUGGCGGAGCUGGCCCAUACUUUGCAAGACACCUUCAAACACACCUAUGCUCUCGAUGACACAGUUACUGAAGCUAUUGACACUAUGCAGCUCGAGUUCCAUUGCUGCGGCGCGGAUAGCUACAGUGACUGGGAGAGCAGCGUCUGGGUGGAGAGUGGCAGUGCUCUCAACAAUACCGUGCCUGACUCGUGUUGCAAGACUCCUUCUGUGCAUUGCGGGGUUAGCGACCAUCCCUCCAACAUCUGGUAUAAUGGCUGCAUUCACCGUCUGGAGGAGGAGCUAGUCAGUCACCUCCUGCUGUUGGGGGCAGCCGGGUGUGGCCUCUGCGUCAUUCAGAUCCUGGGUGUCCUGCUUGCCUGUUGCCUGUACUUGAAGCUGAGGCGAGCAGAACACUAUGGACACUACGGUAGGUCGCAGUGUGUUCCCUACAAGCACUACGACCAUGGUUACUAGAUUACGUUAAGGUUCCGUGUUCAGAAACGCUUUGCUCUCUCACCACGAGUAUUUUCCAAGGCCAUAGAGAUGAUUAGCGGGGUUUUCAAGAGUUGUUCCAGUUAAUAAUGUAGAAAUGUUGUCAAUCUGUCUCUAGAACCGUAAAAACUCUCUUAAAAACGCUUUUCCAAGACCAUAGAGAUGUUUAGCGGGGUUUUCAAGAGUGUUGUUCCAGUAAAUAGUGUAAAAAUAUUGUCAUUCUGCUUCUUGAACGGUAAAAACAUCUUAAAAACUCGUGUAAAUUUAAAUAAAGCCUUUUGAAAUAGUGAAGGUGAAGAGCAGAUAUGUUUG
Portunus trituberculatus (swimming crab) is the source of this 1344-nucleotide messenger RNA. Its product is annotated as CD151 antigen-like. Gene Ontology annotation, cellular component: membrane. The annotation marks the transcript as partial. The record is from RefSeq and is a predicted model, not a curated record. The transcript has 6 exons. NCBI's taxonomy places the organism in Eukaryota, Metazoa, Arthropoda, Malacostraca, Decapoda, Portunidae.